GCUCUAACCCCUUUACAGUCUCAUACAGUGCCUCACUCCCUGCCUCUUUCACUUCCGGAAGAGCACUGAGCUCUCUCGCCAUCCUCUCUGGGAAUUUGCCUACUCCCAGAACACCCUUCUUUCUCCCACAGCGCCUCUCUCCUAGCCUAACUCCUAAGAGUGCUUUAAGCUCUGCUCAGGCAGCGCCACCUCUGGGAAGCCCAACUGCCCACCAUCCGAGCCACGCUGCCGAAGACAGCAGAACACGGAAGCCCCACGCUCCCGCGGGGGGUUGCGGAAAGAAAAGAUUACCUCCCGCGCAGUCUCCGGCGCGCUGCUUCGGCGCACUCCAGGGGGCGUGGCUCCGGCCAAUCGCGGAGGCGAGCCGACCGCACCAGCCAAUAGGUUCUUAGCGCGCGCCGGGGUCCUCCCCGGGGCCAGGGCCCGGAGUUCUGAACGGAAGUCGGACCCCUCGGCCACCCCAAGGGCGAGACCCCGCCCCAUCCCCGACGGCCCGAACCGCCCCAGGAGACUAAGCGGAAGUCCCGCGUACCAACAGAAGACUCCGACGGGAGACGCGCAGCGUCAUGGCCGCCGACAGUGACGAUGGCGCAGCUUCAGCUCCAGCAGCCUGCGACGGUGGUGUCAGCAAAAGCACAAAAUCUAGGGAGGAGCUAGUAGUCCAGGUUCCUGUAGUGGAUGUGCAAAGCAACAACUUCAAGGAGAUGUGGCCAUCCCUCCUACUGGCCAUAAAGACAGCUAACUUCGUGGCUGUGGACACGGAGCUGAGUGGGCUUGGGGACAGAAAGAGUUUGCUGAACCAGUGCAUCGAGGAACGGUACAAGGCCGUGUGUCAUGCUGCCAGGACUCGUUCUAUCCUCUCCCUGGGGCUCGCCUGCUUCAAGCAGCAGUCAGAAAAGGGUGAACAUUCCUACCUGGCUCAAGUGUUCAAUCUUACCCUGCUGUGCAUGGAGGAGUAUGUCAUAGAACCAAAGUCUGUGCAGUUCCUGGUACAGCAUGGCUUCAACUUCAACCAGCAGUAUGCCCAGGGCAUUCCCUACCAUAAGGGCAAUGACAAGGGUGACGAGAGCCAGAGCCAGUCAAUACGGACUCUGUUCCUGGAGCUAAUCCGGGCCCGCCGGCCCCUGGUACUGCAUAAUGGGCUUAUAGACUUGGUUUUCCUGUACCAGAACUUCUAUGCACACCUGCCUGAGAGUCUGGGAACCUUCACUGCAGACCUAUGUGAGAUGUUCCCAGCAGGCAUUUAUGACACCAAAUACGCUGCUGAGUUUCAUGCCCGCUUUGUGGCCUCCUACUUAGAAUAUGCCUUCCGGAAAUGUGAACGAGAAAAUGGGAAGCAGCGGGCAGCUGGCAGCCCACACCUCACCCUGGAAUUCUGCAGCUAUCCUCCUAGCAUGAGGGCCCACAUUGACUACCGCUGCUACAUGGCCCCUGCAACCCACCGCCCUCAUCCCACCAGCGUCUGUGACAAAUUCUCGGCCUAUGGCUGGUGCCCUCUGGGACCACAGUGUCCUCAGUCCCAUGAUAUCGACCUUAUCAUUGACACUGAUGAGGCUGUGGCAGAGGACAAGCGGCGACGGCGACGACGUAGGGAAAAACGGAGGAGGGCUUUGUUGAACCUGCCUGAGACACAGACCUCUGGGGAAGCUAAGGAUGGUCCUCCCAAGAAGCAGGUGUGUGGGGAUAGCCUUAAGGCUGAGGAAACUGAACAGAAGGUGGCUGAAGAUGAAACUAGGAACCUGCUUCACUCAGAUCAAGGUCACAAAAAUGACUUGAAGAUGGAGCUUAAGGCAGCAAUGCCUGAAACAGCUGACAUGGCUACCACAGAAGUAUCAAGGAGUCAAGCCAGUGCUAACCCAGUGCCUGGGGAUGGGUUGCACCGGGCUGGUUUUGAUGCCUUUAUGACAGGUUACGUGAUGGCCUAUGUGGGAGUGAGCCAGGGACCCCAGCCUUGCAGCUCUGAACCCUGGCUCCCUGAAUGCCACAAUAAGGUAUAUUUGAGUGGCAAAGCUGUACCUCUUACAGUGGCGAAGAGCCAGUUCUCUCGUUCCUCCAAAGCCCACAACCAGAAGAUGAAGCUGGCUUGGGGCAGCAGCUGACUCAACUUCUACCUAGCACUUGGGUAAACAGAGAUGUUUGAGUCCCUCUGGCCUAUAAAUAUCAAACUUUCAACUAUUACUGAGAUUGGGGGAGGGAGAGUAGUUCUGGUCCUGGUCCUGGUCCUGGUCCUGGCAGAGAUACCAUUGCAUUGCCUUGGACUUCCUCCUUUACCCCAGAGGCUGAGGUACAAGUACAAGUAAGAAGGCUGACCAGCACCUGUAACACCGACUUUAUUUAUUUUUAAAUCUGAAAGUGUUUUGGGAAAGUUUAAAAAAAAAAAAUCAACAGAAACAAGUUACGAAAAUAUUUGA
Carlito syrichta (Philippine tarsier) is the source of this 2411-nucleotide messenger RNA. RefSeq names its product target of EGR1, member 1 (nuclear) (gene TOE1). Gene Ontology annotation, cellular component: Cajal body; cytoplasm. Lineage: Eukaryota; Metazoa; Chordata; Mammalia; Primates; Tarsiidae. The record is from RefSeq and is a predicted model, not a curated record. Gene Ontology annotation, biological process: snRNA 3'-end processing. The transcript is spliced from 8 exons. The coding region runs from base 567 to 2099 and encodes 510 amino acids. Gene Ontology annotation, molecular function: 3'-5'-RNA exonuclease activity; snRNA binding; metal ion binding.